Actinia tenebrosa (Australian red waratah sea anemone) is the source of this 649-nucleotide messenger RNA. RefSeq names its product TNF receptor-associated factor 5-like. Gene Ontology annotation, molecular function: zinc ion binding. The record is from RefSeq and is a predicted model, not a curated record. Lineage: Eukaryota; Metazoa; Cnidaria; Anthozoa; Actiniaria; Actiniidae.
CCAAGACCUUAUGUACAGACCAGUUUCCUUGUCCUGCGGCCAUACAGUCUGCAAGACAUGCCUAGAAAAUCUGUACCAAAAAAGCCGGCCUCCGGUAAAGUGCCCUUCGUGCAGGAAAGAAAUUGGAACCGCUGAYGAAGGCCUCAAUGUCAAUGUAGCAUUAAAUAUUCUAUUGAAUAAAAUACAAAUCAAAUGUACUAAUGAAGGAUGCAGUUGGAAAGGAGAAAAUCGUCAAAAACAAGACCAUAUCACCAGCUGCUCCUACCAUCAAGUUACAUGCUACGACGGAUGCGGGUUUAGUGGGAUACGAUCUAUUAUGGAAGAACAUGCAAAGUCUUGCCCAAGCAAGAAAGAAAAAUGUCAAUUCUGUAGGGAGGAGAUAAGUAGAAGGGACUUGGAGGAGCAUGAACAGCAAUGUGAUGAGAAGCCACGUGGUUGUCCCUAUGAGUGUGGAGCGCUCAUUCCCAGGUCUCAUUUCCACCUCCAUCUCAUGAAAUGUAAAAACAGAAUGGUGAGAUGCCAAGUAAAGGGAUGUUUCAAAGUGAUGCCCCAAAAAGAAGAAGAACAGCAUGCAAACGAAUACACCAUCACGCAUCAAAAACUCCUUGCUGAUGAAGUUCAAAUGUUAAAACAAGAUAUGUGGCAGAAG